Messenger RNA from Tremella mesenterica DSM 1558, 471 nucleotides. RefSeq lists its product as uncharacterized. The record is from RefSeq and is a predicted model, not a curated record. The coding region runs from base 1 to 471 and encodes 156 amino acids. The transcript has a single exon. NCBI's taxonomy places the organism in Eukaryota, Fungi, Basidiomycota, Tremellomycetes, Tremellales, Tremellaceae.
AUGAAUUUUGGACAGAGCACUAGACGUUACUCAGAGGGGGAUGCUCAAUCUCUAAGGGUUAGUAUACCUCAGAGAAGUUGUUCUGCUCCUCCUAGAUUGAGCAGGGAGAAUCAUGUUACGAUAUCCCCCUGGUCUCCUUCCUCAUCGAUGAACGUUCAGGCACUUCAUGACACCUUUGAAACCCCUUCUGGGAUGAAUCGCGAUAGCUCUUGUGUGAUCUACGAGACUGGAAAAGGUGGCUUGUCGCAUGAGGAACGACCAGCAUCUUUGGAGCGUGAAUCGCAUAGACCGGCAUGGUUGAAGGAUCGACGAUCAAACCUUCCAGGUGAAAAACCAGUUGCAGGAAUUUUGUUCUCUGGUGGUCCACCAUCCGCCUUGAGUGAACAAAGUCAACACGAAACAUUCAAGCAAGUGAACCCCUUUCCUGUCUUUGGUUUAAGAAAAGACCCAGCUUCAACUGUUAGCCGAUAG